CCCAGUGAUGUAAAAGAAGAAACUGAAAAAACAGCAACCCACUGAGAACAGGAUGCCGGGAGUGAUGACGACUCCUGUUCGUCCGAAACUGUGAUUCAAAUAUGUCAAAAACAGUUUAAUAUGUUAAAAUGCUUCCGAACAUUCACGGUUCCCUGAUGACUAUUGUUUUCAUGUGGUGCCAUCAUGAGGUCAGGGUUAACGCAGAGAGUCUGCAGGGGUCUAACGUGUGAAGGAGCCAGUGGCAUCUAGUGGUGAGUGUGAGUACAGCAGCCAACGUGACACCCCCAGCUGAGUCAGAGAAAACCAUGAGAACUUCAACAUAAAACUGUGAAAGGUCACAACAGCAACCAAGAUGACGUGAACGACCCGAAGUGAAAUCAGCUUCCGGAACGUCUUCGGUCAGAGGUGGUCAAAGUUCAAAGUGUGUGUGUGUGUGUGCACGUGCACCUCCCCCCUCCCUCUCUCUCUCUCUCUCUCUCUCUCUCUCAGUCAUGGCUCGGUUUGUGCUCACUGGACGUUUCUUGAAUCUCAGACCUGACGUGAACAGAGUCCUGACAGCAGCUCGGACCUACUGCUCGCCUGCAGGGGCCUCGGCUCGGCAGCGUGUGAAUGGCGUGGAUCUGUUCUACGAGCAGACGGGUCGGGGGGAACACGCCGUGCUGCUGCUUCCUGGAGCUCUGGGAAGCACGAGGACCGAUUUCGGACCUCAGCUCAAGUCUCUGAACAAGGAACGCUUCACUGUGAUUGGCUGGGACCCUCGUGGUUACGGACGAUCCCGUCCCCCGGACAGAGACUUUCCCGCCGACUUCUACGAGCGAGAUGCAGCAGAUGGUGUGGAACUGAUGAAGUCCCUGGGUUUCUGUAAGUUCUCUCUGUUGGGCUGGAGCGACGGAGGCAUCAGCGCUCUGAUCGCAGCAGCCAGGAGCCGCGACCUGGUCCACAGGCUGGUGGUGUGGGGAUCCAACGCCUUCAUCACCCAGCACGACAUGGGCCUUUACAACGCGGUCCGGGACGUCUCCAAGUGGAGUGCGAGGAUGAGGCAGCCUUUGGAGGACGUGUACGGAGCAGAACUCUUUGCUCGAACCUGGGCAGCCUGGGUGGACGGAGUCUCGCAGUUCAUCAAGAUACCAGAAGGGAGCAUCUGCAUGGAGUGUCUGCCCCUCAUCACCUGUCCAACCCUCGUCGUCCACGGAGAGAAAGACCCCAUGGUUCCCAUCUCCCACGCUCAGUAUCUCCACAAACACGUCAAAGGAUCUCGAUUACAUCUGAUGCCAGAGGGGAAACACAAUCUGCACCUGAGGUUCCCGGAGGAGUUCAACAAACUGGUGGAAGACUUUUUGGGAGAAUGACUUAAACAGUGAGACGAUCACGUCUAAUAGGUAACUGGUCACUGCCAAUAUUCAUAUUCAAAGAUUAUAUUUAGUCAUUUAUUCGAUUUCUACCCGGCUCAUUUCAAAAAAUACUUUUACUGUAAAAAAUCUGAAUGUCCAUUUUUGUAUAAUUUGUAAAGAAAGUUGGUUCCCUGUUUGUCGUAUUAUGUUACUCAGAAAUAUUUGCACUUGUGGCUGUUACACAUAAAAGUGAGAAGAUGGGUCAAUAAAUUGAUCUUUAACUAAUCUGA
This is a messenger RNA of Hippoglossus stenolepis (Pacific halibut), 1621 nucleotides long. RefSeq names its product biphenyl hydrolase like (gene bphl). The record is from RefSeq and is a predicted model, not a curated record. Bases 492 to 1349 code for a protein of 285 amino acids. The transcript is spliced from 8 exons. NCBI's taxonomy places the organism in Eukaryota, Metazoa, Chordata, Actinopteri, Pleuronectiformes, Pleuronectidae.